This is a messenger RNA of Mangifera indica (mango), 2076 nucleotides long. Its product is annotated as wall-associated receptor kinase-like 20. Gene Ontology annotation, biological process: protein phosphorylation. The record is from RefSeq and is a predicted model, not a curated record. Lineage: Eukaryota; Viridiplantae; Streptophyta; Magnoliopsida; Sapindales; Anacardiaceae. Gene Ontology annotation, molecular function: polysaccharide binding; protein kinase activity; ATP binding. Bases 35 to 1963 code for a protein of 642 amino acids. The transcript has a single exon.
UUCACCAGUAGCUCUUUCAUUUUGUUCAUGCAAAAUGAUAUCUAAACUUAAAGUCUUGUUUCUUUCUAGCGAUAUAAUUUUUUUCUUUCUUUUAAUCUUUAUUCAUUGUUGUUCUUCCCAAAUCACCUGCCCAAACUGUGGCUCUAUGCAAGUUCCUUAUCCCUUAAGCACAAGCCCCAAGUGUGGCGAUUCAAACUAUGCUCUAAGCUGUGAUAUUCACUCUCAGAAGCUUUACUUGGACGCCAUGAAUGGAAGCUCUUACCUUGUACUUAGAAUCAUGGCUUCGUCGCAACGCUUGGUGGUGCAGCCAUCGCCGUGGCUAGCUGGGACUUGUGUUACUCAAGAUAUGGUGGUAAGUGAAGGAAUCCGGUUGAAUCAGUCUCUUCCUUUUAACAUCACUUCAUCUAACACGGUCUUCCUCUUCAAUUGCUCGCCGCGCCUCUUGGUUUCGCCUCUAAAUUGUACUCCUUCUAGUCUUUGUCACAAAUUCCUGGAGAGCUCGGGGCGUGUUGACAGACAAAAAGCUGCUCAGUGUGCCAGUGAGCUCGACCCUUGUUGCACUUUUGUUGCGGGCGGUAUGCCUUCAGCAUAUAGGAUUAGACUUCACAGUUCGGGGUGUAAAGCUUUCAGAAGUAUCCUCCAUUUGGACCCUGAAAAGCCUGCAAAUGAAUGGGAAGAAGGACUGGAAAUUCAGUGGGCUCCUCCCUCGGAACCAGUUUGCAAAACACAGACUGAUUGCACUGGAGCUUCAAAAUGUUCACCUUCUGCCACGAAUGGCCUCUUUCGUCGCUGCCUUUGCGAUAACGGCUACAAAUGGGAUCAUGUUCUUGGAACCUGCUUGAGGAUGAAGAGAAACAAUAAAACUGGCCUCACCUUGAAGGUGUCAAUUGGGUUAAUCUCCUUUUUCGCUUUAAGUGUUGCUUUGGCAGCAAUUACAGUAAGAAAAUUCCUGAAACCUUCCAACAAGGCAAUAAGGCUUGCCAAGGCAAGAGAAGACUUGUUGAAAUCGAGCCAUGGUGGAAAACAAGCAAGAAUUUUUCACUUGAAAGAGGUGAAGAAAGCCACAAACGGGUUCUCAAAAGACAGGAUUUUGGGGAGUGGUGGGUUUGGUGAAGUGUACAAAGGGGAGCUUCAAGAUGGAACUGUAGUUGCUGUCAAAGCAGCAAAAGUGGGAAACAUUAAAAGCACCGAACAAGUUCUCAAUGAACUCGGGAUACUUUCACAAGUCAACCACAAGAACUUGGUCAGACUCUUAGGUUAUUGUGUAGAAGCUGAGCAGCCAUUGAUGAUCUAUGACUACAUUUCAAACGGGACCCUCUUUGACCAUUUACAAGGAAAGUAUUCCACAUUUUUAACCUGGGAAACAAGGCUAAGAAUCGCUUUACAAACCGCUGAAGCUCUAGCUUAUCUCCAUUCUGCUGCAUAUACUCCCAUUUACCAUAGAGAUGUCAAAUCAACAAAUAUUCUGUUAGAUGAUGAGUUCAAUGCAAAGGUUUCUGAUUUUGGUCUCUCAAGAUUGGCUCUUCCAGGGCUGAGUCAUGUAUCAACAUGUGCUCAGGGAACACUCGGAUACUUGGAUCCUGAGUACUUUCGAAACUAUCAGUUGACUGAUAAAAGUGAUGUUUAUAGUUUCGGGGUGGUGUUGCUCGAGCUUCUGACUUCAAACAAAGCGAUUGACUUCUCACGAGAGGCGGAUGAUGUGAACUUGGCGAUAUAUGUGAGCCAAAGAGCUGCAAAUGGUGCAAUCAUUGAAGUGAUGGAUCAGAGGCUGAUUGGGGAGGAGCCCUCUGAAAAUAUUCUGGCGAGUGCUAAAGUAUUUUUGGAGCUUGCAUUUGCUUGUUUGAGGGAGAAGAAAAUUGCGAGACCUUCCAUGAAUGAUGUUGUACAUCAACUCGAAGGCAUAAUCCAGAUUGUAAGUCAGGAAAAACAGGUUUCUAAUGAGGUCAAAGAUGAAACUGUAUGAACUUCCAUACUCUCUAGAAUUUGUGACAUCAGUACGUGUUGAAUAUAUGUAAUUUAAAAAAGCAACCUUUGAUAAUUUGAAGGUUGUUUUUUCUAUACUUGUCCUUUCUAGAA